Mycena indigotica is the source of this 2463-nucleotide messenger RNA. RefSeq lists its product as uncharacterized. NCBI's taxonomy places the organism in Eukaryota, Fungi, Basidiomycota, Agaricomycetes, Agaricales, Mycenaceae. The record is from RefSeq and is a predicted model, not a curated record. The transcript has 12 exons. Bases 1 to 2463 code for a protein of 820 amino acids.
AUGGAUCUCGAUCUGAGUCGACUUACUCCCCCGCAAGGGCUCAGCGAACAUGAGCGGGAAACGAUCUUCACCCAUUUAUUUCGCCGCCUCGCAUCCUUUCGCAACACCCUCUUUCUGUACUCCUCACAAGACCAGACUCUGAGUCCAGAAGCUCGCCACGCGCAUGAAACGAGUAUACAACAAUGGGCUCAAGGUCUCAUCGAAGUUGCCUUCGUCAUCUGUGGUGAACCAGGCGGCGGCCACUGCCCCGAACUCGACCCCUUGACCGAUACCGCUACUGCACAUCUUCGCCUUCCACCCCCAGAAAUAAUGAAUCGCUUUCUCAACGCUCUUGCUUUCUUGAACAUCGCCAACACCAAAGAAUUCUCAGCCCUUACUCGCUCGUUUUUAUCCACCUUUGGGUCCCUAGAUGAACGGCUGAUUGUAGCCGCGCUCAAAAAUCCUCAGCGUGCAAUUGAAGAAACAAAAAAGAUAGUAGAAGCGACCAGGGAAAAGCAUUCGCAGCAGGGAAAACUGUUGAGGAUGGCUGGCGUAGGGCUGGCUGCCGUUGCCGGCGGCGUGCUUGUUGGGGUCACCGGCGGGCUUGCGGCUCCUCUCGUUGGCGCUAGUGUUGGCACAGUGCUCGGUAUCCUUGGUGUGGGCGGGACGGCAGCCGGUCUACUCGCGACUGCUCUCGCAAGUUCUACUGUAAUAUGUGGUGCCCUUUUUGGUGUUUACGGAGGGCACACAACGUCCAGCAUGGUUCGCCGACAUACGAGGGAGGUGAAAGAUCUGGAUAUCGUCCCUGUUCAUCCACCGAAAGAGCACGAGGCACUGGCCGUGCGGUUGUGUGUAAGUGGCUGGUUGACUUCCAAGGAGGAUGUCAUUGCGCCAUGGACCAUAUUCGAUGCGGAUGGCGACGAUACGUUUGCCUUGCAAUGGGAGGUUGAACUGUUAGAAUCCUUGUCAAAUGCUCUCACAACAUUGGUCAAAACUAAUGCAAUACGUUAUCUGCGAGUCGAAGUUCUCAAACGCACAGUAUUCGCUACUCUCAUGGCUUCCCUCGCUCCUGUCGCCCUACUCAAGUUCGGUGAAAUCAUGGACAAUGAUUGGAUGAACUCGCAGGCCCUGGCUAUCAAAGUUGGUGCAGUCCUCGGUUCUCUCCUCGAGAAACGCGUCUUUGGUCAUAGGCCUAUCUCUUUAACCGGCUAUUCUCUUGGAGCCUUGGUUAUCAUGGAGGCGCUCAAAUACCUUGCAUCGCUGCCUCCAUCUGAAACUUUGCAUUUGGUUCAAGACGUCUACCUAUUCGGAACUCCAGCUCCUUCAGAUGACAUAGCCGCUUGGACUAGUAUGCGACGACUCGUCUCAGGGAGAUUGGUCAACGGUUACUCGCAAGACGAUUACGUCCUGGCUGUCCUGUGUCGACUGUCGAGCGUGUCAUGGGGAGUUGCCGGUAUGCAGUCUGUUGACGUAUUAGGUGUAGAGAACGUUUUGUGCGAAGUGGACGGACAUACCCGCUGGCGUACGAUGAUUGGCAAAUCACUCUUGUCCUUUCUCGGUGGUCUUGGUCUGAGCCUCCCCUUGCAUGCACUCUUGACGCUGAAUGGCAAUGUCUUUGGAAUUUCCGGCUUUCUUCAUCGCUCUUUUCGCGGCAAUCUAGAAGCCAUUGCCUCCACUGCCGGCUUACUCCUGGGUGGCGUAGUGGUUGGUCUGGUGGAAGGCCCGAGCUUAGACCGCAUUGAUAUGGGUUCGCUCUCUCUUGUUAUCUCAGGAUUGUUGGUCGGCGUAGGCACCAAGAUGGCCAAUGGCUGCACAUCUGGUCAUAUGUUGGCGGGACUUUCGCGUUUUUCCCCUCGCUCUGCUGUCGCCACAACCAUCUUUUUCUGCACCGGCGCGAUCACCUCCCACAUCGUUCACGCGAAACACCAGCGCGGCUCCCGAUCUUCGCUAGACUGGACUCUGGAUGCGACAGGCUCGACACUCUUAGCACUCCAAACAAUACCCCUCUUGACGUCCGCCGCCCUCUAUUUCUCAAUUUCACGUCAAGAUAACUCUAUUCACGCUAAGUUUCGCCUGCUUGCCAGUCUUGCGACUGGCUUCGAAUUCGCGUUAGCCCUGCGCCUCUCCAGCCUGACCGAGGCACAGAAGGUCAUCGACUUCUUGCUUCUUCCUGGGCACGAAGCAUUUGAUCCAUCACUCGCGUUUUUAGCCUUCGGUGCCUUGCCUUCCUGCAUUAUCCUCUACCGAUACGCCCGUGGCUCCGAAAUACCUCGGCUUGGUGGGGCUUGGUCCAUCCCCAAGAAUAGUCAGGUUGAUACUAAACUCGUUGUCGGUUCCGCGAUCUUUGGUGUAGGGUGGGGUCUUUCGGGUUUCUGUCCCGGUCCAGGCAUCGUCAACUUGGGCCGAGCUGUUGGCUCCGGUAUGGAUGUGCUACCAUUCGCCGUUUGGCUGGGUGCUGUGGUUAUGGGUGGCGUUGUCGUGUGA